GACUGUAAACUACUGUAACUUUAUGUGGAAGUGAAUGAGGAAAAUGAUGAAAAAUGGUUCAAUAUUGUUUUACUGACACUUUAAAACAAGAUUUACAUAAUUAUGAAACAUAUUUGGCUUGGGGAAUAUUUGGAAUUGGAAAGCUCUAAUUCCUCACAGGUUCUAUGUAGUAAAACAAAUGUGAAACUGAAGUCUUAGAAACAAAUUUGUAUUGACUGUUUUCAUACUAAAAAGAAAAAGAUGACAACAAUAAAUGGAGAGUACACACCAAGUCCAACCCCAAAACCUCAUCCUAGGGUCACAGCCGAAGCAGCAUCUUAUGCCGAUAGAAAUCGGGGAAAUAUGGAAAAAUGGUUUGAUUAUAGUGGAACUGAUUCCUAUCAAUCCCCUAGGCCUGCUGGUCGAACAGUUACCGAGGAGGGACGUAGAAAUGCUGAGCAGAACAAAGGUUCUAUGUCAAACAUAAUGGGCGGAUACGCAGACCCUCCCUUACAAAGAACUGUUCAUCCACGCGCAGUCAAAGGAGAUGGUUCAGAAAUAGCCAAUCAAAGUAAAGGUGGUGCUAUGAAAGAGUUAAUGGACAAUUACGGACAUUUAUCACUGGAUGAAAAACCUGUUCAUAAAGUUCAUGGCCAUGAUGCGGAGGAGUAUGCUGAAAGAAAUCAUGGUACAAUGGAUAAACUAAUGAACAAUUAUGGACAGUUGAGUCCUGAACAACCUCCACCUCAGAAAGUGAGUUACGGAGGUGAAGAAGUUGCGGAAAAAUACAGAGGGGCAGGAAUGGGACCAUUGCUACGUAUGGAAGGACAGAAGACACCUCAAGAACCAAAGAUAGGAAAACUGCACCAGACCUCGGAAGGCCCGGGAUGGGAUGAAGACCCUCCAGCUGUCAGAACAAGGCCAGAAGCCGAGGCUAUAGCAGACAAACAGCAGUCAGAAUUUGUCGGUAACUUAAUGAGGGGAGAGGUGAACCCACCAACUGUGAGAGAACCCAAACUUGGACCACAAAUGCAAGAAUCUGUUACUCCACGACCACAGACCAGCCCAUUACGCACUCGACCAGAGGCAAGGCAAAACUACAACAAGAACCAAUCUUCUGAAAUGUCGGCCAUUAUGCAUGGUGAUACUGUGAAUGCUACACCAACUAGGAAAAGUAACAGAAUGAUGAUGAAGUCGGAAGAUUGGUAGCCUAUCAGAAUCUUAGAUCUGGUCAUAUGACCUCUUAAUUAGCCAAUCAGAUGUUAUAUUGUCAAAUUUUGAAGAAGAAAAAAGAGAGUAUACGGAAACUUUUUAGUCACAAGUUUAACCAAUUUUUUAGCUCAUCUGAUUUUUUGAAAAAAAAUGAUGAGUUAUUGUCAUCACUUGAGCGGUUGUUGGCGUCGGCGUCGGCGUCUGCGUCGGCGUUGCCUGGUUAAGUUUUAUGUUUAGGUCAGCUUUUCUCCUAAACUAUCAAAGCUAUUGCUUUGAAACUUGGAAUACUUGUUCACCAUCAUAAGCUGACCCUGUAUAGCAAGAAACAUAACUCCAUCUUGCUUUUUGCAAGAUUUAUGGCCCCUUUUGUACUUAGAAAAUAUCAGAUUUCUUGGUUAAGUUUUAUGUUUAGGUCAACUUUUCUCCCAAACUGUCAAAGCUAUUGCUUUGAAACUUGGAAUACUUGUUCACCAUCAUAAGCUGACCCUGUACAGCAAGAAACAUAACUCCAUCUUGCUUUUUGCAAGAUUUAUUGCCCCUUUUGGACUUAGAAAAUCAGUUUUCUUGGUUAAGUUUUAUGUUUAGGUCAGCUUUUAUCCUAAACUAUCAAAGGUAUUGCUUUAAAACUUGCAACACUUGUUCACCAUCAUAAGUUGACCCUGUACAGCAAGAAACAUAACUCCAUCCUGCUUUUUGCAAGAUUUAUGGCCCCUUUUGGACUUAGAAAAUAUCAGAUUUCUUGGUUAAGUUUUAUGUUUAGGUCAACUUUUUUUCAUAAACUAUCAAAGCUAUUGCUUUGAAACUUGCAACACUUGUUCACCAUCAUAAGCUGACCCUGUACAGCAAGCAGCGUAACUCCAUCCUGAUUUUUGCAAUAAUUAUUGCCCCUUUUGGACUUAGAAAAUCAUUUUCUU
Molecule: messenger RNA, 2105 nt
Organism: Mercenaria mercenaria
Lineage: Eukaryota; Metazoa; Mollusca; Bivalvia; Venerida; Veneridae
Exons: 4
Coding region: 241-1188 (315 amino acids)
Source: RefSeq, a predicted model, not a curated record